AUGGCAGACGUGAAAUUACGGAGUCCGUUGGAAUUAUUUGCUCGUGAUGAUGACAAGGUGACGAAAUACAGGCAUAAAAAACGAGUGGGUGACUACCUGAUUGGACGAUGCAUCGGUAAGGGAUCUUUUGCCACCGUCUACGAGGCCAUGCACGUGCCGACGGGAGAGAAGGUAAGUCGGCCCUAG
Dibothriocephalus latus is the source of this 186-nucleotide messenger RNA. The record is from the annotation of a GenBank genome assembly. Lineage: Eukaryota; Metazoa; Platyhelminthes; Cestoda; Diphyllobothriidea; Diphyllobothriidae.